CGAUUACAGUUGAACUACAUGCUAAUUUAUGACAAUAAUUGGGCCGGUAACGAACUAGUAUUUAUUAUGCAUAAAGAAUUUGACAAAAUGUGAAUUAUAAAUUUACUGAAAUAAGAUAUUAUCGACUCAAUUCUCAAUCUCUGUCUGCAAGAUUGUCGGCACUCGGCAUAUGGUUAAAAAUCAAACUUUCAACAAAAAUCAGAAUUUAAGUCUAGUCCCUCACAGUGACAGCCGACAGGCCUCUCUCUCUCUCUCUCUCUCUCACACACACACACAGCAAUCACUUCUCUCCUUCUCACUGUCCCAGCAACUUUUUCAGAGCACAACGAGUGAAUGAGAUCGUACUCUUGUGGGCUGAUCUCUUUUGUUUUCAAAAUUUGAGACUUGAAUCUGCUUGAAGCCAAGAAAACCUCGCAGCCCACUUAUUUUUCAGUAGUAAGGAGUUCUUGGAUGCAACCCACAACAUCAUAAUGGCACAAAAAUUUAACUCCUCGGGCAGUAAAGGCCGGUCGCGAAUAUCCUUAUUUGUCGUAAUUGGUCUCUGCUGUUUCUUUUACUUGCUGGGAGUAUGGCAGAAGAGUGGUUUUGGGAAAGGAGAUAGUUAUGCAAUAGAACUGAACAAACAGCAGCAAGCAGAAUGCAUUAUCCCACCUUCUCUCGACUUUGAAAGCCAUCACAAUUAUGUGGCGCCCAUCGAGUCCUCCGAGUCCAAGCCCAAAGUGAUCGAGCCAUGUGAUGGUCGAUUUACCGAUUAUACCCCUUGCCAGGAGCAGGAUCGAGCCAUGACUUUUCCAAGAGAAAACAUGGUGUACAGAGAAAGGCAUUGCCCACCAGAAGAAGAGAAAUUGCAUUGCUUGAUUCCAGCACCAAAAGGCUACACGACCCCUUUUCCUUGGCCAAAGAGCCGAGACUAUGUGUACUAUUCUAACGUUCCUUUCAAGAGCUUGACUGUGGAGAAAGCCAACCAGAAUUGGGUACAGUUUCAAGGGAAUGUAUUUAAAUUUCCAGGUGGCGGGACAAUGUUUCCUCAAGGUGCUGAUGCUUAUAUUAACGAGCUUGCACAAGUUAUACCUAUUGCUGAUGGCUCAGUUCGUACGGCUCUUGAUACUGGCUGUGGAGUUGCUAGCUGGGGUGCUUAUAUGCUGAAGAGGAAUGUGCUUACUAUGUCAUUUGCACCGAGAGAUAAUCACGAGGCUCAGGUGCAAUUCGCAUUGGAGAGAGGAGUGCCAGCUGUUAUUGGAGUUCUUGGAUCGAUAAAACUUCCAUACCCGUCCAGAGCAUUUGAUAUGGCCCAAUGCUCGAGGUGCUUGAUACCAUGGACGGAUAAUGCUGGCAUGUACUUAAUGGAAGUUGAUCGAGUCCUUAGACCUGGUGGAUUCUGGGUCUUAUCUGGUCCCCCAAUCAAUUGGAAGACAUACUUUCGUACAUGGAAAAGGACAAAAGAAGACCUGAAAGCCGAGCAGUCAAGGAUUGAAGACUUGGCCGAAUCUCUUUGCUGGGAGAAGAAGUACGAGAAAGGAGAUACUGCCAUCUGGAGGAAAAAAAUAAAUACCAAGUCUUGCAAAAGGAAAUCUACCAACUAUUGUCAAUCUUCAGAUGCUGAUGAUGUUUGGUACAAGAAAAUGGAAAAAUGCGUAACUCCUUUCCCCGAUGUGAAGAGCGUGAAUGAAGUAGCUGGUGGGGAGUUGAAGAAGUUUCCAGCUCGGCUCAUGGAUGUCCCACCUCGAGUUCUCAAUGGUGAAGUUCGUGGGGUGACUUCCGAAUCUUAUGCGGAGGAUAACAAGCUUUGGAAAAAGCACGUCAAUGCUUACAAAAAAUCUGUUGGCUUACUUGGCACCUCAAGAUUUAGGAAUAUUAUGGACAUGAAUGCAGGGCUCGGAGGUUUUGCUGCUGCCUUGGAAUCAUCAAGAUUGUGGGUGAUGAAUGUUGUUCCAACUAUUGCUCCAAAUACGUUAGGUGUCAUUUACGAGCGAGGCUUGAUUGGCAUUUAUCACGAUUGGUGUGAAGGUUUCUCUACUUAUCCAAGGACGUAUGACCUCAUUCACGCGAAUGAAUUAUUCACCUUAUAUAAGGACAAGUGCCAAUUUGAAGACAUUCUGUUGGAAAUGGAUCGCAUUUUGAGGCCUGAAGGGACAGUAAUAUUUCGAGAUGAAGUUGAUGUGUUGAAUAAGGUGAAGAAAAUUGCAGGAGGCAUGAGAUGGGAUUUGAAGAUGGUGGAUCACGAGGAUGGCCCACUUGUCCCGUACAAGAUUCUUGUUGCGGUCAAGCAGUAUUGGGUUGCUUCAUCAAACAACACGUCCACCGAUCACUGAACAGGUUAUCGUGCAGUGGACUUUGUAUCAUUAUUAUUUUGCUUUCUAGAGAAAAAAAAAACAAAAAACAAAAAAAAAACCAA
This is a messenger RNA of Striga asiatica, 2395 nucleotides long. NCBI's taxonomy places the organism in Eukaryota, Viridiplantae, Streptophyta, Magnoliopsida, Lamiales, Orobanchaceae. The record is from the annotation of a GenBank genome assembly.